AUUUUUCUUUUCAAAAGGUGUUCAAACAAUUCAGAAGCACAAAAUCUAACACAUAUCUUGGAAUUCUAUCUAUUGGGAUUCUCAGAAGAUCCUAACCUGCAACCUAUUCUUCUUGUGCUUUUCCUGUCCAUGUACCUGGUCACGGUGCUGGGGAACCUGCUCAUCAUCCUGGUUGUCGGCUCUGACUCCCACCUCCACACCCCCAUGUACUUCUUCCUCUCCAACCUGUCCUUGGCUGACGUCUGUUUUGUCUCCACUAUGGUCCCAAAGAUGAUUGUGGACAUCCAAAGUCACAGCAGAGGCAUCUCCUAUGUGGGCUGCCUCACACAGAUGUCUGCGUUUCUCACUUUUGCGUGUAUGGAUGACAUGCUUCUGAGUGUGAUGGCCUAUGAUAGGUUUGUGGCCAUCUGCCACCCCCUGCAUUACCAGGUCAUCAUGAACCCUCGCUUCUGUGUCUUCUUAGUGUUAGUGUCAUUUUUGGCCAGUCUUUUGGACUCACUGCUGCACAACUUGAUCAUCUCACAACUGACAUCCUUUAGCAGCGUGCAAAUUGCCAACUUCUUCUGUGACCCUUCCCAGCUUCUUAAUCUUGCUUGCUCUGGUUCUUUCAUCAAUAACAUUACCAUGUAUUUUGUUCUCACUGUCUUUGGAUUUCUUCCUAUCUCGGGGAUCUUUUUCUCUUACUAUAAAAUUACUUCCUCCAUUCUGAGGGUUCCCUCCUCUGAUGGGAAGUGUAAAGCCUUCUCCACCUGUGGGUCUCACCUGUCAGUAGUUUGUCUGUUUUAUGGGACAGGCCUUGGAGUGUACAUUGACUCAGCUGUAUCACAUUCUUCCAGAAACAGUGCAGUGGCCUCGGUGAUGUACACUGUGGUCACCCCCAUGGUGAAUCCUUUCAUCUACAGCCUGAGGAACAGGGACAUUAAAGAUGCCUUAAGGAGGCUCCACAGCAGAAUGGUCUAA
This is a messenger RNA of Chinchilla lanigera (long-tailed chinchilla), 960 nucleotides long. RefSeq names its product olfactory receptor 7E24-like. Bases 130 to 960 code for a protein of 276 amino acids. The transcript has a single exon. Gene Ontology annotation, molecular function: olfactory receptor activity; G protein-coupled receptor activity. Gene Ontology annotation, biological process: G protein-coupled receptor signaling pathway. Gene Ontology annotation, cellular component: membrane. The record is from RefSeq and is a predicted model, not a curated record. NCBI's taxonomy places the organism in Eukaryota, Metazoa, Chordata, Mammalia, Rodentia, Chinchillidae.